GUAUAAAAAACAAAUAAAAGCAGCGCAGGUGGCAGCGUUAUAGAAAAUGCGUAGGUAGAAGUUAAAAUAGGACAGUUGACAUUUGUAGCGAGAUUUAUACGUUGUUUUGAAACCCUUUUUUUGGCAUUAUUAUUUUUAAUAGGCAUUUAAUUACAUUAUUGGGCAGGCAUGGUAGACAGUGUGUACAGGACUCGUUCUCUGGGGGUAGCAGCUGUUGGUCUGCCAGAUCAGUAUGCUGACGGGAAGGCAGCGAAAGUGUGGCAGCUGUAUAUCGGAGACACCCAGAGCCGGACUGCCGAAUACAAAAGUUGGGUGCUGUCGCUUCUGAAGAAACACGGCUGUCAGAGGGUGCUGGAUGUCGCAUGCGGCACAGGGGUGGAUUCCAUCAUGCUGGUGGAGGAAGGCUUCACGGUGACUAGUGUGGAUGCCAGUGACAAGAUGCUGAAGUACGCCCUCAAAGCCAGGUGGGAGAGGAGGAAAGAAGAAUCAUUCGAUAAAUGGGUGAUUGAGGAGGCUAACUGGCUGACUUUGCCUAAAGAUGUGCAGAAGCCAGGCACAGGCUUUGACGCUGUCAUUUGCUUAGGAAACUCAUUCUCCCAUUUACCAGAUUUCAAAGGUGACCAAAGUGACCAGAAGUUGGCACUAAAAAAUAUUGCCAGUAUGGUGAAGCCAGGCGGUAUUCUGAUUAUUGACCACAGGAAUUACGACCACAUGCUGAGCACAGGCAGAGCUCCUCCAGGCAAGAAUAUUUACUACAAGAGUGACCUGACCCAGGACAUCACCACCUCAGUGCUGCUGGUGGACAACAAGCCACACAUGAUCACCCUGGACUACACCGUGCAAGUGCCACCAGAGCAAGGCGAGGAGGGUUGCCCAGAACUGAGUAAGUUCCGCCUAUCCUACUAUCCACACAAGGUGGACAGCUUCAAGGAGCUGCUGAGGAACGCCUUCCAGGGGAAGUGCGAGCAGAGCGUCCACGGAGACUUCAAGAGCUACACCCCCGGCCAGGACACCGUGCCCUGCUACUUCAUCCACGUGGUCAAGAAGACCGCCUAGAUCAGGAGGCAGACAGACAGACGGACAACUUUCUCUUACUCUGUGAAUAAUUCUAUCCAUCUGUACAUGGGCCGAGUUCGUUAACCACUCUGGGCUAACGAGCUCAAGCCCCGAGGUAAAACUAUUAGAAACCAUAGGGUUCAUUUUACAACCUCUACCCUGUCUCAACAGGUCAUUAUGCAGCACUGAGAAAUCAUCCUGAA
Messenger RNA from Polyodon spathula (Mississippi paddlefish), 1259 nucleotides. Its product is annotated as glycine N-methyltransferase-like. Gene Ontology annotation, biological process: protein homotetramerization; regulation of gluconeogenesis; S-adenosylmethionine metabolic process. Lineage: Eukaryota; Metazoa; Chordata; Actinopteri; Acipenseriformes; Polyodontidae. The record is from RefSeq and is a predicted model, not a curated record. The transcript has 6 exons. Gene Ontology annotation, cellular component: cytosol. The coding region runs from base 169 to 1056 and encodes 295 amino acids. Gene Ontology annotation, molecular function: glycine N-methyltransferase activity; S-adenosyl-L-methionine binding; identical protein binding.